CACUGAUAUCUUUCUUUCUUCUUGGAGCAUGUAGUCUUAAUACCUCUUGCCCCAUUCAUUUAGUGAGUUCCAAAAUCAUGACUCUCCUUGCACAGCCUUCAAACGGUCCCCUGUUCCUGCCAGAAGGAACGUCUUCUACCUCGUCAAGUACAGGCCUGAAGAGUGCUGAUCAUGGCUUAGAAGCAGGAGUCGAACAAGAUGGUGACGAUGGGGAUUGCCCUUCACCCAAUAGGGUGCGGGGAAGAGGAAGCGUCAACAGCGUCGUGAAAGAUUCACCAGGACUAUUUAAUGCAGGUUCGAUAAAAGAAGCAACUAUUAUGGAUCACGCAGUGGGGACGGAUGAGGUUUUUCGUCUACGUAGAUUCUUUUUACAUGAACAGGUACAGGAUUGGAUGGCCUCACAAGUAGACGUCAAUAGCUACAUAAGAGGCGACAGGGCAUGACAUACAGCAACAACUCCAUUCUAAGAGGCCUUUCAAAGAGACGAAGGCCCAUCACCAAUGUAGGACUAGUGCUACCCAAGUGGUUCAUAACGGCUGUUUUGUCCUACUCUGGACAUCAUUUUCCGUUUGGUUUUCGAUCUUUUUUGCCACUAGCUACGCUGAGUGGACAGACCACAGUUUUGGACCUGGUUUCGGAGUUUACGACCAAAGCGAACGAGCGCGUUGGCAUUAUACUUAAGGCGCACUCUAAUCUGUCUUUCUGCAGCAUCUUGGACCGGUCGCCACAUAAGCGGAAAAUGCAUAGGUCUAAGAUGUAGAUGAAUCCCGCGAUGGGUUAGGGCAAGCGCUAAUACACACAUGGAAAAACCUUUUUCGACAACACCAUUUGGACAUGGGGCAGCGACUACCUGCUUACAGUAAUCACGUGGUAUUGUGGGAUUCGUUUGAUCACGAAGAGUGCGGAAGAUUCAUGGAGAAUAAAGUGGAUCUGGCCAUCUUCUGGAGGUUCUGGUGACACGCUGGCUAAGGCUUUGUUUGCGGCUAUUUUAGAUUCGUUGGAGUCUUCGGCCUUCCUCGGUUCAAAAACAUCACUGGAGUUGUACAAAUAGCAUUCAAUAAUUGUGGUUGGCAGAUGUUCGAGGAAAGUUUGGGCGUAAAUUUUAAGUCCUUUUAGUACCUGUGCUGGCCCCCGUCGCAGAUGUAGACUUGGGUCUUUUAGACUGUCUUUUAGAUUUUGCAUGUACAGACUAUCCACUAUCACUCUAAGCCCAUUAACUACGCCGACCGCUAUCCUUCCGUCCGGCUUCUCCUCGCUUCAACCGUUUUCCUAAACGGUAUGGCAACGCUCUCUGGCGCCCUAGCUCACCAACACUUCACACCAGAAGACCUGGUAGACGGCCCUCCACUUGUGUUUCGGUUCCUGUGGACGAUCUGCUUGUCAUCUGUUGCGUUUUCUGGAUGGACAUCAGCGGUUAUCGGGUAUGAAGUGGCUGUUAGGAGUCCCGGAAAUCUCCCAUGUCCUUGAGAAGCAUCCUGCACCCCCCGUGUAAGGGGGAAGCGUGUCCCCUCGACCUCCCGUGUAUUGUGGUAAGGGGGAAACAAACGGAUCCAGGAUGACCUUCAAGAUGGAGGUCCAAGAUGCAUCUCAAAAUGGGAGAUUUCCGGAAGGUCUAAGGCUUUUGUCUCCUUCGCAAAUCGUCGCCCACUGCUUGCGAAAAUGUUUGGAGCGUUUUCGCCGGGAUGCUGGUUGUGGUACUUAUGAGGUGACUGGAGAAGAAGAAGGUGCAAACAGAAGUAGAGGUUUACAUGAACACUCACUUCGUGACUCUUGUGAUUUCCUUUUCUUUAGAAGACGCACGCAAGGAAAUUGCUUCUUGCGACGCAUAGGGCAGCUGGAGAGCAGCAAUUAAUUUUUCUAUUAGAAGGAUCAAAAGCCUAUUAGAAGGAGGUUCAUUCUUUAUUUUUCAAGGGAUGCAUGUUGACGUAAGGUUCUUUUUCAAUUAUAGGUACUUUUUCAAGUUAAUUAUAUAUUUUUCUAGUAUUAGGUUCCAUGCAAGGUUCUUUUCCGUACUUCCGUACCCUCAUGAAGCCCCAGUAAGAUCGAGGACAGUUGACGUGUUUUGAAGGGGCGACGAAGGAAUGCUAGAUAGAUGCGACCGAGAACUUGUAGCACCCCACUUACUUUUUGACUGCUACAAGAAUUGUGUAGAGACGCCCUACGCGGGUGGUCAACCCCCUUUUCACCCACGCGUCCUCCUUGGGGCGAUCUGCUAAAGCUUGCGGUCCCACCAAGUGUGGAGGCGAAGCGGCGGCAUCCUAUCCUAUCCUAUCCUAUCCUAUCCUAUCCUAUCCUAUCCUAUCCUAUCUUCUGUUUCAGGGGAUCGAUGAAAAAAAAAGCGCAACAAGGUUCUUUUUCAGGGGAUGCUGAAUGAUCAUGAUGUAACAAACUUCCGUAGAAGUUCAUCUAAGAUGCACGCUGAUAGGGGCUUCUGCAGCUGCUUACGGCGAAUACAGUUGCUCGAGACCUGCCGCUGACAUUUUCCUUGUGGGCGUCACGGUGUCCAUGCCGCAGCUGUAUCUUAUUCUGGUAACCAUCGCGGUCGCUAUUGAUAACACGAGGACCAGUGUAACACACUCCACGAGGACUAUUGAAGAUCCCAUUAAGGCUUUUUACGGUAAUUUAUCCUAAGAUCAUGAGGCAUUUUUCUCUCUGACCUCUUGCUUUAGCUUUUUUUUUCUUUGAUGACCUCUUUAAUAGCUUUACUAAGGAAAAGAAAAUGCGUCAAAGAUGCUGGUGCUCUUCCAGAUGAAUAUGAGUAAGGUUUAAUAACAGCAGAAGCUCCAACAUGAGCAACGUCGGCAAGAAGAAUAUCAUUGAGGCUGCCGCUCAACCAUCCUCAGCAUCAUCCUUGGCCCGUUUCUACUUGAAAGCAUACAUUUACUACUGCUCAUACAUCUGGGGAAGCACUUAUGAUUGUUACUUGAAAAGGAGGAAUCCAAGGACACGACUCUCAGGGCAGAUGCCAACGCGGUAGCUCUAAUGCUACAUCAGUAGAGUCGAACAAUGGGAGCACGCCGAGGACACUCUCUAGCAUCGAAAGUCUGGGAGUCCCAACGAGCAGAACUGAAUUACCGGGAGGGCCAGAGCGUCUAAACUGCCAGUGGAGACACACGACCCCACAACUAGAAGAGCAACUUCAUGGAGAGGACAGUGCCUCUCAACAGGGAGAGGACGGUGCCUCUCAUGGAGAGGACAGUGCCUCUCAAGAGGGAGAGGACGGUGCCUCAUCAAUGAUAGCACAACAACGGGCCUCAUCUUCAAUAAUAGCACAGCAGUGCUGCUGUGCCUCAUCUUCACGGCGAAGAAUGCAUUUGCAACACUCUUCAGCACGCAUGCAGCAGCAUGGACUGUCAAAUUUGUGUUUCUUCAUCGUGUUUUACCUGUUUAUGUUCCCAUACAUGACGAUCUACCCAUGUAUGCUAGCAGCGGAGCUGCAAUUAGGCACCUGCAAUGUAGUCCUCCACUGCGCACUGUGCGUUGCCUGGACAGGGCAGUAUUAUAUCACGAAGAAGGUAUUUCUAUGACGGCUAGUAUCAUAUCUUGUCUUGGGCUGGUUCCACAUGAAUAAGAAAGUAUUUCUAUGACGGCAGAGUAUACUUGUCUUGGGCUGGUACCACAUGAAUAGGAAAGUAUUUCUAUGACGGUAGGGUCUGGGGGCUAGUAUUACAGCACGAAGACCUCAGGCUUUGCUAGAAUCUUCCGAGUACUGCCUAUUCCUUCCUACAUUAUUACGCAGGGUGAUAAUCACCUUCACAGUCAGCAUAAUUUUUUCAAAGGGAUUUCAUUCAAAGGGACACUUUCUAAGGUACGCAAAGAAAAGUUCUUGGUUCUUGCUUGUAUGUAAUCGAGGCAGUUAUUUUUCUUUCUUGUGGAGCUAUUUUCAGUUCGUUCGUUGUUGGCUUGCAGUGGUAUGAUCACUAACCAUCUUCCGAAUAUGUAACCCUAUUCCAAUGUAACCGUAUUCGUUGCGAAUAUCCCCAGGGCAGUCCCAGUCCACUAUAUUGAAGAGCUAAAUAGAAUUUCGGGGUCUCGGGGCUAGUCUGUAGCCAUAUUUGUUGCGUGUGUGUAGGAAUGUUUGUUACAACUUUGUCAGCGCGGGAAAGGCUUGAUACUUAGAGACUCUCCUUAAAGUAGUAAAUAGAUCUUCUAGUUUUCAGUUGAAAGUUUGUCUGUUGUCCCGCCAGUGUUGUCGAACAAGCCACCAUCAGGUCCCGCAGCUUGUGUCGUGUCUGUCUCCCCUAUUUAUGCCGACAUUUCCCAUCCCCUCUCUAUGCAUGCUUUUCUACUUCAUCUUCCUAUUAGAGUACCAGCAUGCUAUAGUACUGCUGCAGCACCACGUACUAGUAGCACACCAAGUGAGAAGACGAGGCUACAACUUGGGUUGGGCAAAUUUGCAACUGGAAUGUCAAUUUCGUUACCAACAAUUAGAAAAUUCAGAAUUCAAUGCGGAUUAAGUACCACUAUCCAAGAAAUUGAAUUUUUAUCGCCCAAAAAUUGAAUUCAUUUUCUGAUGAGAGCUUUGCAAAUCUUUUGUUUUUCAAAGAAAAACUUAGACAGUGUGUUGACAGUGUCCAGCAUGUAGAGAAUGUGAGUCACAUGUUUACUGUGAAGAAACUGAGUGUCAGAAUUGGAAUGUAAAUCCUUUUCAGAGCCUGAAAACAUUAGGAAUGCAAUCUUUAGUCAGAAUUUAGAGGACUCUUAGGACUUUCUGUCUGAAAUGUUGAUGGAAAGAGACCUGACUAAGGAGACUUGACUAAGGUCUUAGAAAUGGUAUCAGAGAUAAUUUCAUAAUGCUUGUUCAUCUCUAACACGACUAGUCAUGACACUACUAGCUGACUCGUCCUGCUUGUUGAGAGUUUUACAUGUUUGUAGCAUCUAAAACUUCGACGAGGACUAAGUACUCUUCGAAAGACGUUACACUACGCACUUACACAUCCAUCCACAACAACUAGAACCAGCUAGAUUUUUCAGGCUGGUGCUGACUUGGGUCAGUUUUCGCAACAAUUCUCGACAUGAUGUGGUGCUAUAGCUGUCGUAUUGCAAGAAGUACCAGCAUGGGACUAUAACGAAUAAGUAAUGUCAGAUGAAGGCAAACAACCACUACAAACCAACGCCGUGAUCGUCUCCAAGACAAAGGAGUGCUUGAGAAGACCUCCACGUGGACGUGCUGGCGUCUUGCUGAUCCAUGUAGACUGGCUACAGUGCAAAACUGCGUGCAUGCCGAGACCGGUAUAGCAACAUGGAGUUUCUUUAAGUACAGUGACAGUAAAAAAGGGAAGUUCAGGAGAGUACAUGAUGAGUCAUUACGAAGUAAAUGAUAUAUGAGCUGCGGUGGUCGCCGAGUGAUUUAUAGAAGGCAGUGAGUGAAGGCAUGACGACGAUUAAUCGGACUCGAGCAGCGUGCGAGUGGGUCAAUGCAUGAGUCAGUGACAGUCGUGAUUGGCUAGAUAAACGGACACCUGGCGGACCAAACGUUGGAAUAAGAUGAAGAAUUUGACGGACCAAACGUGCAGAUGAAAAUGAAGACAACUGGUAUAACUCUUUUAUCAAGUGUAGCACUUGAUGAGCCUUUGUCAUGAUCCUCUUUUAAUAGUUCGUUAUCGUUCCUCUUUAUUUAUUAACAGUAGUACUCGCUGCGAAGAUAUUUCUG
This is a messenger RNA of Amoebophrya sp. A25, 5653 nucleotides long. The record is from the annotation of a GenBank genome assembly. Lineage: Eukaryota; Dinophyceae; Syndiniales; Amoebophryaceae.